CACCCGCCAAGAACGCUGACUCGAGACUCCGCGACUGAGCUGCCAUGCGGUUAGCUGGUGAGGGCCCAGAGCUAUGGUCAGGGCAGCGCCUGAUCAUGAUUUCGCGCGCAGAUGAGCACCGCCCGCUUGCUCGGUUUGGUGCUACCGUGGCAAUUGCUGAGAAUGGAACAGCGGUGCUCGUUAUAGGUGGCAUCGAAGGGCAUAUCAUUGGAGGUGUGUGCCUGAACGAGAUUUGGCGAUUCGAUGUCGACUUGGCUUGCUGGGAGAAGCUGCCUACGCCUUCCUGGAGUCCGCGCCGUGGCGCUGUUCCCGUUGUGAUUGAAGGCCAGCUUCUCCUGGUAGGUGGCACUGGCCUAGAUGCCCGACCCCUUCGAGAAGUUUGGGCAGCUGAGUGCGACAGAUGGCGUCCUACGACCUGGAAAUCUAUCACAGCGAAUGCACCCUGGGCAGAUGCGUCGCAUGCUUUGUGGGUGCCCAGAUUCGAUGGAUCUGAAUUUGGAGGCCUACUUUUGAUCGACAGCUUGGGGGCACUAUGGUGCAGCAGAGACAAGGGCAAAACGUGGACAAUACUACUGGACCAGUUGCCUUUCGGCCGCGGAGCCGAACAGGUUGCCGCCAUGAGAUAUUGCUGCAACUUCCUGGUGGUGGUUACCAUGUCAACCAAAGUCUGGAUAUCAAAGGACGCAGCUGAAUGGAUCUCUGCUGAUGGGGGUCGAGAUCCUCAUGGACUCGUGCUCGGAGACGCAGGUGCCCUUGAAGGUCCACCAGGCCUACGCUGCCAAGUGACAGAUGUCGUUAGCUCCGACUCCAGCCAUAUGCUUGUGGUGGCGCGACAUCGGGACACCUGCCAGCUAACGCUGUGGCAGCUGUCUAUCACCCGCCAGGAUCGGGAUCGGGAUCGGGAUCGGCAUGCUUUCUGGCGCUGCCUUGUACCACGAAUCCAAAUUUAUCCAGGUUUUUCCUCGGUAAAUCAGCUUGUUGCUGCUGCACGAGCAGAACUGGAGACACCUAACGGGCGUGAGAUGCGCGCUGUGUUCGUGGAGUUCAAUCCCAUCAACGAGUUCACUAUCUGGCGCGCCAGUCCAGCUGCAGUGGAUCAACACCGCGCCAUGCUGGAUCGCCUGGGAGCAUCCCAAAGCAAAGUGGACCACUGCACUUGGCAGCUGCAUAUUAUGGGUGCCUUGCUGCCGCAGAUGGGAGCCGAUUGGGUGCCUCGUGGACCGACCAAGCCGCCUCCCACUAAGAUGGUGUGGCAGGAUGACAUUUGGACAUACUGGCAUUGAGCGUGCGUCUAAUUAGAAGAGACAUAUGGUCGUGGCAGUAUGGCUGCCUUUGUUUGGCUAAUACUUGCAAUUGCACGUUUCGCUUUCACUCUUGCAAACAUUUGAAGCCGACGGUUGCGUCACAGAGCUUUUUGUGCUCGUGACUUCCAGGAACCUGCCUGCUUUCGAUUCCCAAGCUUCCGUAUUUCCUUAUUCGGAGGCGCACACGGCUCUGUGCGCGGAAAA
Effrenium voratum is the source of this 1508-nucleotide messenger RNA. The record is from the annotation of a GenBank genome assembly. Lineage: Eukaryota; Dinophyceae; Suessiales; Symbiodiniaceae.